This is a messenger RNA of Anopheles nili, 881 nucleotides long. Its product is annotated as ribosomal RNA processing protein 36 homolog. Lineage: Eukaryota; Metazoa; Arthropoda; Insecta; Diptera; Culicidae. The record is from RefSeq and is a predicted model, not a curated record. Gene Ontology annotation, biological process: maturation of SSU-rRNA from tricistronic rRNA transcript (SSU-rRNA, 5.8S rRNA, LSU-rRNA). The transcript is spliced from 2 exons. Gene Ontology annotation, cellular component: 90S preribosome; nucleolus. The coding region runs from base 1 to 831 and encodes 276 amino acids.
AUGAAUUCAUCAGAAACUGAUUCCGAUAAUGAACGUUCUGAAGGCAACGAAGAUUUCGCUUCGUCUGCCGAAGAAGAGAGUAGCAAUGAGUCGAUGGAAGAAUCUUCUGACGAAGAUGUGCCUAAACUAGCCGAUGACGAGUACAAAGAUAUGCCGUUUGAAGAUUUGCUUAGAUUGAAGAAAAAACUGGGAUCUCGCAUGUACAAUGAGGCUAUUUUUGGCAAAAUGAUCGAAAGAAAACAAACCACUCAGCCUAAAAAAUCAAUCAAGAAGUUGAAAAAAGCCACCAGCAUAUCGGCGAAUAAAUCGGAUGAUGAUAGCGGUCCAGAAGAGGUUUCGUCCAAAAGAAAAGUGCCAGCUCUAGGAAUGGGCAAACAAAGUAAGGCAGCAUCAAUUCAACGGCCAAGGGAUCCUCGUUUCGAUCCUCGUCAAGGUUAUUUCAGCGGACGACAGUUUCGUGAAAACUUCAGCUUUUUAAAUGAUCUGCGGAAGAAGGAGCUGAAUAAAUUGAAAAAUAAGCUAGAGGCGGCAACCGAUCCCGAAGAUGCGCAGAAGCUUAAGUUCGUCAUUCAGAGGACCGAGAAUCAAAUGCGUGAGUACGCUAAACAAAGAGCGCUCGACGAGGAAAAACAACGGAACAAACGCUCGGCUCGGGAAGCCAUACAAGAAGGAAAGCGACCAUUCUAUGAACGAAAAAGCACUAAACAGGCUCGAGCUCUGGUUGAACAGUAUGACAAGCUCAAGGAAGCUGGAAAACUCGAUAGACAUCUCGAAAAACGAAGGAAAAAGAUAUCUGCAAAAGACCGUAAAAAACUGGAUUUCGCUACGUAACGUCACGGUCGUGUAUUAUACUAUCGCAUACAAUAAAUUUCUAAUCUAUC